This is a messenger RNA of Yamadazyma tenuis ATCC 10573, 1716 nucleotides long. Its product is annotated as nucleoside transmembrane transporter. NCBI's taxonomy places the organism in Eukaryota, Fungi, Ascomycota, Pichiomycetes, Serinales, Debaryomycetaceae. Gene Ontology annotation, molecular function: nicotinamide riboside transmembrane transporter activity; nucleobase transmembrane transporter activity. Gene Ontology annotation, biological process: nucleoside transmembrane transport. Gene Ontology annotation, cellular component: fungal-type vacuole membrane. The record is from RefSeq and is a predicted model, not a curated record.
CAGUCGAUAACAUUACUCAUUAUCUGCCCAAACACAGUCAACUGCGGGUUUGUCAUCGUUAGAACUACAAGAUAUGGCCCAGCACCUCAGCACCGAUUCGCUCAGCCUGCUGACCCCUCCUGUGCCGUCCUUUCCCCAUGACCCGGUGGUGUUCCGGUUUGCAGCCAUCACAAUCACUUUAUCUCAGCUCCGUUAUCUUACAUUUUCCCUUAUCGGCAUCGCUUUAUUGUGGCCUUGGAAUGCUUUCUUGCUGGCAAGUGCUUACUAUGGAGAGAGAUUCUCCCAUACCUUGUCCCUUAUCAAAAUCUACUCUUCCACCAUGAUGACGGUAUCUACCUUGACCUCAACCGUCUAUACAUAUUAUUUAUCACAGGUACAAAAGGGCGUUAACUAUCGUGCCCGUAUAUACAUGGGACUUAGCCUUACUGUUGGUGUGUUUGUGGUGAUGGCCUUUUCAUGCAUUUCUUGGUGGUUUAUCACCAUGGAGGAUACGGUGUUUUUUGUGGGUUUGAUGGCCAUGGUAUUUAUGGCAUCAAUAGCAACAGGACUUGCCCAGAACGGCACUAUGGCCACUGUCAACGUCUUGGGAAGCAUCUACGCCAAUGCGGUGAUGGUGGGUCAAGCUAUUGCCGGGGUGUUGCCUUCUAUCGCUCUUAUCAUCUCCAUUUUGGUGGUUGGCGAACACACCACUGAAGCCUCGGGCCCUAGAAAAGACUAUGGGGUGUUUGUGUACUAUAUUACAGCAAGUCUUGUGGCGUUGGUGUCCAUGUCUCUUCUUUGGUGGGUGAAUGUCUAUAAGUCCCACAACCAGUAUCGGCUUUUGAACGAAACAUUAGAGGGUGAGCAGUCUAUUGACUCUAGUGCUAACGACGUCGAUGAGCCAGAAAUCCAGCAGAACUACGUUUCUUUUGGGGUGUUGUGGUCGAAAUUGAAGUUCAUUGUGCUGUCUAUAUUCUUCACGUUUGCUGUCACGCUUAUAUUCCCGGUGUUUGCGUCUACGGUCGAAUCUGUCAACUACGACUCCAACUUCCGUCUCUUCAAGAAGGACAUUUUCAUCCCAUUCCUGUUUUUGGUGUGGAACUUGGGAGAUCUUUUGGGGCGUAUUUGGUGUGGAGCACCAGGUUCCAGGUUCUUAAUUAAUAAACCUUCCAAGUUAAUCACGUACUCGUUGGCUCGUUUGGUUUUCAUUCCUUUGUUUUUGACCUGUAACAUCCACCCGUACACUUCGGCAUCGCAAUCGAGUGCUUUAAUUAACUCUGACCUCUGGUACCUUAUGCUCCAGAUGUUGUUUGGAUUAUCAAACGGGCAAUUGUGCACUUCAUGCUUCAUGAUCGUUGGGAACUUCUGUGAUACAGAUGAUGAGAAAGAAGCUGCUGGUGGGUUCACAGCGGUGUUUUUGAGUGUCGGGUUGGCGUUUGGUAGUGUUUUCAGCUAUCUUCUCGUUAUUGCAAUCAAUUAGAGUUUAGAUUGCAAAAACCAUGAUUUAUUCCAAUGCAGUGGAAAGAUAAUGUUGAUAAACCAUCAUGAAACAUCAUGAAGCAUCAUGAAAGAAUAAUUGCUCCAAGUUUACGCCAGACAUCUACUCAUAUACUAAUACAUUUUACAACAUGUCUCAUAAAUACUCCUAUUAUUUAGGCUAUGCCACAUCAGGCACCGAUCGCGCGCAGUAGAUUUGUUAGAACCGAAACACCUUCAAUCAUACAAUGUCAUUUUGGG